AGUGAUGGAAUCAUUCUUGAAUUCCAUCCAAGUGGUCAAGAAUGCUUUUUCGCCAUUGGAAUCUAGUGUAAGAAAGGCCGCCAAGGAUUUUGAGCAGUGUUGGCCUCAUAUUACCUUCAAGAAAGGGUGUUCUAGUGUUAGUACUGAUAGCAAUGAUGAUCAGAGUAAUGUAAAUUUGGGCGCCCCGGGGCAGUUGGGGUUUAGGAAGAAGAAUAAUAACGGUGGGGGUGGUGGGCAAUGUGUGGUUGGUGAUGAGAAAAAGAAGGGUUUAUCGAUUAAAUUGCCAAUUAAGAUGUUUGUGGGCAUGUUUGUGGAGAAAUGUGGGGGUAAUGGGAAUGUUACUAGGGCUGAGAAUGUUGCAAAAAUGGGGUUGCAAGAGAAGGAUGGUGGAAAUGGUGGGAAAGAGGAUGGGGGUUGCAGUAAUUGCUUGCAAUUCGCAGUGGCGUGGUCUUUGUUGAUUAAUGGUUUUGUUCAGGCUUUUCCUAGCCCCUUUAAACAUGGGAAGAAAAGGAUUCAGAGGGUAUGUGAUGAGAAUGCUGUUGGUGGUGGGACACCGCGUGUUUCAUGUGAGGUUAAGGAGAAAGGGUCCAAAAUGGGAGGUGGUAUGGAGUUCUGUGACAAACACUUGAAGGAAAAGGAGGAAAAAGGUUUGUCAUUGGAGUGUUUUCUUGGUUUUAUAGUUGAUCAGUUCAUUCAAAAUGUUCAGAAGUUUGAUGUGAGAAUGCAGGAAAUUAAGUGCAGCAGCACUGCCGAUGGUGAGUCCGGUCCAGUUGCUGAUGAUCAGUUUGAUCAUUUGAGGGCGCUUGCUAGUAUUUUGGAAGGUAAAAGGGCUGAUGUGAAUGUAUUUUUUGGAAGUUUGAAGUUUGCGCGAGUAGGAGGUGUUCCAUCAAGUAUUGUUGGCGUUACUUCUUCCAACAAGGAAGAGGGUGAUAUUGGAGUUAACAAUGCUGAAACUCAGGAAGGGAGUGCGGGUGGCAAUUCCCCGCAAAAGUUAGCAAAUGGGUUGCUUAGCAUUCCCUUAUCAAAUGUUGAGCGUCUGAGAUCCAGCUUGUCAACUGUGUCAUUGACAGAACUGAUUGAGCUUUUACCUCAAGUUGGGAGACCAUCAAAAGACCACCCUGACAAGAAGAAGUUGUUCUCAGUCCAGGACUUCUUCAGAUACACAGAAGCAGAAGGAAGGAGGUUUUUUGAAGAGUUGGAUAGAGACGGUGAUGGCCAGGUCACUUUGGAAGAUCUCGAAGUUGCCAUUAGAAAGAGAAAGUUGCCAAGGAGAUAUGCUCGCGAGUUCAUGCGCCGCACUAAAAGUCACUUGUUUUCAAAAUCAUUUGGUUGGAAGCAAUUUCUGUCAUUAAUGGAACAGAAAGAGCCAACUAUACUUAGAGCAUAUACAAGUCUCUGUUUGAGCAAGUCUGGGACACUAAAGAAAAGUGAAAUUUUGGCAUCUUUGAGGAAUGCUGGACUUCCUGCGAAUGAAGACAAUGCUAUUGCUAUGAUGCGGUUUCUAAAUGCUGACACUGAAGAAUCUAUUUCCUAUGGGCAUUUUCGCAAUUUUAUGCUUUUGCUCCCAUCUGAUCGGCUUCAAGAGGAUCCAAGGAGUAUCUGGUUUGAAGCAGCUACUGUAGUUGCUGUUCCACCACCUGUGGAAAUACCAGCUGGAAGUGUUUUAAAGUCAGCACUGGCGGGAGGGCUCUCUUGUGCAUUGUCCACAUCUCUAAUGCAUCCUGUUGACACAAUCAAGACUCGAGUACAAGCUUCAACGCUUACUUUCCCUGAAAUUUUGGCCAAGCUUCCAGAACUUGGAGUUCGUGGAUUAUACCGAGGCUCAAUUCCAGCAAUUCUUGGACAAUUCUCAAGCCAUGGUCUACGAACUGGAAUAUUCGAAGCAAGCAAGCUUGUACUCAUUAAUGUUGCUCCGACACUUCCCGAUUUCCAGGUCCAAUCUGUUGCAUCAUUUUGUAGCACUUUCUUAGGAACAGCGGUGAGGAUACCAUGCGAAGUCCUGAAGCAAAGGUUGCAGGCUGGUUUAUAUGAUAAUGUUGGCCAAGCAAUCAUUGGUACUUGGCAUCAAGAUGGUCUUAAGGGUUUUUUCCGUGGGACAGGUGCCACUCUAUUCAGGGAGGUCCCAUUUUAUGUUGCAGGCAUGGGGUUGUAUGCUGAAUCUAAAAAGGUUGCGCAGCAGCUUUUAUGCCGUGAACUAGAACCCUGGGAAACAAUUGCAGUUGGGGCUUUAUCUGGCGGGCUAACUGCUGUUCUGACAACCCCGUUUGAUGUUAUAAAGACAAGGAUGAUGACUGCCCAGGGCAGGAAUUUGCCAUUAAGGCUGGUAGCCAUCUCUAUUGUUCGUCAUGAAGGAGCCCUAGGAUUAUUUAAAGGAGCUGUGCCUAGGUUUUUCUGGAUUGCCCCCCUUGGUGCCAUGAACUUUGCUGGUUACGAGCUUGCAAGGAAAGCUAUGGACAGAAGUGAUGAAAACGGCGAUCAGGGUAACCAGAAAAGGUCAGCCAGCACUGCCCAAGCAUCGAAGUAAACUAGCAGUAAUUGUUACCAUGUCUCAAAAUUUUGUCCCGCUCUCUUCUGUAGAUCCUGGAAAUUUUGAGCAUUUUUCCAGAUUAGAUUAGUGAUAUACAUGGUUCAAAUUUAUUCGUCGAAAUCUCUGUAUGGAAAUGAACUACCAUCGAGUUUCCAUAUCUUAAAAAAGACUCUUGCUGCUGAACAUGUAGAAUUUGUCAGGACUGGCACCCGUUCUGCUUUUUGUUUUGGAAGUACUACCCUUUUUGUACAUUUUUACAGGUGACAAAAGUGCAGCUGACUUUUUAUCUUUUCA
Molecule: messenger RNA, 2821 nt
Organism: Coffea eugenioides
Lineage: Eukaryota; Viridiplantae; Streptophyta; Magnoliopsida; Gentianales; Rubiaceae
Exons: 7
Coding region: 5-2524 (839 amino acids)
Biological process (GO): transmembrane transport
Cellular component (GO): mitochondrial inner membrane
Molecular function (GO): S-adenosyl-L-methionine transmembrane transporter activity; calcium ion binding
Source: RefSeq, a predicted model, not a curated record